Porites evermanni is the source of this 1379-nucleotide messenger RNA. Lineage: Eukaryota; Metazoa; Cnidaria; Anthozoa; Scleractinia; Poritidae. The record is from the annotation of a GenBank genome assembly.
GAUAGUUCAUCCAAGAGCCAGGUGUUUACUUUGAAGUUUGGAUCGCUUACAGUUCCUGUUUACUGUCACAUGGGAGACUUUGGAUGCGGAGGUGGUGGUUGGACACUGGCCAUGAAGACCGAUGGCACAAAGGUACCCACAUACUGCUCUUUUAAGUUCAACUAAUUGAUUAAAUGAAUCAAGAUAAUUAUUUCCAAGAUGCAGUGAUCUAAUCUGGGUAAAUAAGAUUCUUUUUUUCCUGUUUCUUGUAACGGCAUAGGCAAAUAGAGCUUGAUUUAGCUUCAGUGGAUCCUUGCAAAUUAAAGUAAUGUUAUAACAAUUAUAAUCAUAAUUAACUCAUAAAAAAGUUGUAAUGAAUUUACAUGACGUUAAAACUAGAAUCGAUGAUAUUUCACAGAAAUAUAUACCUAAAUAUGUGCGUUCCACCUGUUUACAUUCCUUUUAUCUCCUUUGUUUCAUAUCGUUUUUGACAAACCACAUUUAAUAAAAGGUUUUACGUAUAGAAUGAAAGUUUCGAAGUUAGCCUUCUCGAUGAGUUUUGUCACUCUUACAGCAAACUUCGCCGGUAAAAGACGUUAAGAAUAUGUAAAUCUUAUUUUAAAAGUAAUUGAAACUAUCCAAGAACAUCCAAUUUUUUUCUCUUAAAAUUAUACAUCAAGUGCCUUUGGUAAAUCUAAUCUGGGUAUCUAACUCUUCAGAUUUCUUUGAACAUUGUUGCGAUCUUAAACAUUUCCGCAGCCAGUUUUACUUCAAAGAAGACAAGAAGUAAGAAAAGAAGAAAUGCUAUGAUUACCUAAUACCGAAAUAUGAUUAACUUCUCUGAACAGUCUCAAUUUGUCUUUCAGAGAACGUUCGAAUACACUUCUCAUUUUUGGACCAGCAAGAAUGAAUACAAUCUCGCUGGUGGUAAGACCGGAUUUGACGCACAGGAAACCAAAUUACCGUCUUACUGGGAAACAAAUUUCUCGAAAAUUUGUCUGGGUAUGAGAAUUGGUAAUCAGACAAACUUUAUUACCAUCAACAAACAAGGCAGUUCUCUCUACUCCCUCAUUGCUGAUGGAACAUAUCGCGUAACUCCUCUGGGUCGUAAUUACUGGAAGACGCUGAUUGGUGCUCGGGCUUCCCUGCAGCUCAACUGUAACAGAGAGGGUUUUAACGCUGCUUGCGGGCGGCGCAAUGGUACAAGAGAUAAGGUCAGGGUAAGAAUCGGUAUCCUUGGAAACAACGAAAACGAUUGCCUCACCGUUGAUUCCAGAAUCGGGUUUGGUAUGCAAGGGGUACCAUGGCCAAAUCAGAUCAACACGUGUGGCAAUGCAGCUCGGGAAGGAGAUAAUGGUAGAAAGCGCAUCAAAACCUUUGGAUAUAUCCUGGUUCAGUAG